UAGGAACAUUGUUAAAUCAAAUAAAUUUUUAUCAUUUUCGUUUGAAUUGAUGAUGGAACUUAUCCAGAGUGACGACUUAUGUGCAGAAGAAGAAGAGGUUUACGAAUCUACUAUGAUGUGGUUGAAAUACGACUUGAAAGAGCGUGUGAAAUACUUACCAGUGUUAAUUAAGUCCAUUCGGUUAAGUCUAAUAUCAGUUGAUUAUUUGGAUAAUACUGUUCAAGAAGAGGAUCUCAUUCAAUCUGAUAUUGCAUGUAUGCGUUGCUUAUUUCAUGCCUAUAAAGUCCACCGGCAGACAAAGACCAUGGAUAAUGGAUCAAUAUUAAAUUAUAAUAUUACACAUCGAAAAUUCACCAAGAAAUCACAGUCAUUUAAUAUUUUUGGAAAUCAAUGUUUCAAAGAUGAUAACAUUUCACCACUCAACAAUUUUUUGCUUAUUAAAGAUUCACCAGAAUUUAUGUCAUUCAAAUUUGAACAGAUAAUGGAACUAAUUAAAAGCGAUGAUUUAUGUGCUGAAGAAUUACAAGUAUGUAUACAACAACAAAAAAAAAAGCUGGGCAAGUGAGUACACUCUACUGUACAAUAGGUGUCGUCUAGAAGGGGUCUCUAGCUGUAAUGUUAAAUUUGAAUUGAAUCAUAUAAAAUCAUUGUACAUAUACGAAAAAUGAUUCUGAGGGAAGAUACCGUCCAUCAACCUAUAUUACUAAGUAUACCUUAUGAUAUUAUUGCUAUUAAAGUAAUUAAUUUUACUAUUGUCAUAAUAACAGUUGAAAAAUGUUAAUGAUAUAUCGACGGUGGAAGGAAAAACGGUGUAAGCGACAUUUUAUUAAUUUUACAGGAG
This is a messenger RNA of Acyrthosiphon pisum (pea aphid), 841 nucleotides long. Its product is annotated as kelch-like protein 25. The transcript is spliced from 5 exons. The coding region runs from base 50 to 565 and encodes 171 amino acids. NCBI's taxonomy places the organism in Eukaryota, Metazoa, Arthropoda, Insecta, Hemiptera, Aphididae. The record is from RefSeq and is a predicted model, not a curated record.